Vespa crabro (European hornet) is the source of this 2266-nucleotide messenger RNA. RefSeq lists its product as uncharacterized. The transcript has 6 exons. The record is from RefSeq and is a predicted model, not a curated record. Gene Ontology annotation, molecular function: carbohydrate binding. The coding region runs from base 137 to 1486 and encodes 449 amino acids. NCBI's taxonomy places the organism in Eukaryota, Metazoa, Arthropoda, Insecta, Hymenoptera, Vespidae.
CUCUGCAAAUAGAAAUAUGUUAAGUGAAGGCCAAGAAGGCGCGGGUCGUCUUUUUGUACGCAGUGGUGACGUCUUUUAUCUCCUUUUUGAAAAUUUCUCAUUUACCUUAUAAAUUUUAUCACUAAUUUAUUAUAAAAUGGCUACAGAAGUCGCUACAAAUCCAGAAAUUCCUUACGUGGGUGCAGUUGAGAAUGGUUUGGUACCUGGAAAAAUGGUAAGAAUUCGUGGUAAAGUUCCUGAAAAUGCUAUCCGAUUUGCUAUUAAUUAUCAAUUGGGACCGGUAUUAAAUCCAAGAGAUGAUAUAGCCAUUCAUAUAUCACCUCGAUUUUCUGAUGGUGUUAUUACAAGAAAUCAUAUUGAAUCUAUGGCAUGGGGAGCAAACGAAAAUGAAGGUCCUAUGUGCAUACAACCUGGUCAAGAAUUUGAAAUAAUUAUUUUAUGUGAUCAUUUGAAUUAUAAAAUUGCUAUAAAUGGUAGGCACUUUGCAGAAUUUGCACAUCGAUUACCAUACCAGAAAGUAACGUAUUUAGUGAUCGAUGGUGAUGUUGAAAUAUUCAGCAUUAUCUAUGAAAAUGUACCCGUUGGAUCAGCACAUUCCGCAUUGCCUAUAUCAGUUCCAUCUGCAGAUUUUGGCCCUCCUCCACCAGGUGGUUUGUAUCCAAAUCUGGAUACAAAAUCGAUCGAAUCAGGUGGAUAUGGUCCUCCUCCUCCAGGUUAUGGUCCAACACCUUCUACUGGCCCAUCAAAUAGAAAUAAUCAAUCCGGUGAAGAAAAAGAUUCAUUUGGUGGUUUAUUCAGUAAUAUACCUUGGAGUGGAUUAGUUGCUGCAGGUAGUAUUGCUGCGAUAGAACAUGCCAAUAGAAAGAAAGAGGAGGAACGACUUGGAAAAUUAGAUGCUUCCAAUACAUCAACAAAGAGUGACAAUGGUUCAGGACUUUCAAGUACAUUUAUUGGUUUAGCCGCCCAUUUAGCAAACACUGCUAUACAAAGAAACUUACAUGCACAACAAGGAUAUCCUUCUCAAGGACCUAAUGAUAAUGUUCUUGGAUCUAUCCUUGGAGCAUUAGGUGGGGCUGGAGCACAACGUCCAGCAUAUCAGCCGCCUCCACCGACUAAUACUGACCCAUUAACUGGAGCAUUGGGAUCUAUUCUUGGUGGAGUUCUUGGAGGUGGUGGAAAUCAGCAACAACAACCGUAUCAACCAUCAGGAGGCUAUAGUGGAUAUUCAGCACCAUAUGGAUCUCAACAAGGAUCCAAUAGUUCAAACUUCUUGUCCGGUAUAGGUUCUGCACUUGGUUCAUCAUUACUAAGUUCUGCUAUAGAUGGAUUAAGUAAACAUGGGAAAGAUAAAUCUCAUGAACAUCCUCCAAGUUACGUAACACCAAAUGUCCCAAUGCCUUCUGCACAUAUGAAUAAUCCUUCAACGUCAGGAGGAAACAAAUUGACAGCAGAUGAAAUAUCUAAAGGACUUGGCCUUGAUGAUUAAAUGCUUAUUUUUAUAGAUGAGGUGGAAAAAAUUAGUUAAAAAAAUGCCUCUAAAUAAGAAAAAUUAUUGCAAAAAUUAUAUCAAAAUCAAUAUAUUGCUCUCUCUUUCUCUAUUUCUCUUUCGAAGAUCUGAAAUAUUAAAUUUUGCAUUUUAUAUACUUGCAAUUAUAUUUGCAGUUUUUGUAUAGCUUAAGAAUAAAUCGUAAAUAUAUGCAAAUAAUUGAAGAAAAAAGCAUGUGUAGAAGCCAAAAAAGUAUGCUUCUGAUUUAUAUAAAUGUCACGUUAAAAUAACAAAAAUAUCAAGUGCUUUAAAUAACAAAAAUAUCAAGUGUUACGUAUGUUAAUGUUAUUAAUUGCUAUGAGUUAACAAAUAUCCUAUAACAAGUUAUAAAGAAGUAAUAUGUUGUUAAUUAUUAAUAAAAUAGAAUAAUAGAUUGUUGGAAACGAACAAAGUGACCUCAUAUAUUUUCUUGUAUAAUUGCUACUUUCAUUUUUCGUUUCGAACGAUUACGUUCUUUCAAUACGUGCGAUGCACAACCAUCACAUUAUUAUUUAUUUUACUUUUGUUAUUCGUUAAUUCUUUUUAACUCAGGUUUUACUCAACAGCACAAAUGAAUUUAUCAAAUAUGUUGCUAUUUUUAUAACUUAUAUUUUUAUAAAGAAUUCAUGUUUUUGAAAGUAAUAUAUUUUAUCUUACAUUUUAUAAAAUUAUUUAAAAUGUUAUACACGUUGCUAUUUAUUGUACUUGUUUUAAAAAAUAAAUUAAAAGAAAUGAAAAAUA